AUGAAUUAUUCAAAUAUGCUAUGCCAGCGUAUUUGGAUUUUUACUGUAACCUACCUCGCAAUUGCUAGUAGGCACACUGCUCUUCAAAGCUGAGCUAUGUGCAAACCUUUAAUAGGAGAAUCGCUUGACAUGAACUCAACCUGACUGGGCGCUAUGGACUUUACCUUUUUAUUAUGUUAUGCUAUAGGAAACUUCGUAAGCGGGACCCUAGGAGACAACACUUCUUUAUCAGCCAUCACUUCAGUAGGAAUUGGCCUCGGAGGACUUGUCUAUUUGAUUAAUGCACUUUUAGGUGCAGUUUCUUUCAGCAAUCCAUUAGUUUUUGCAAUAUUAUUUGGUCUGCAAGGAACUUUUCAAUCUUCAGCUUGGCCAGCAACUGUAGCUAUAAUGGGAAAUUGGUUCCCGAAAUCAAGCACUGGAAAAAUUGUAGGACUUUGGAGUUCAAAUUCAUCUGCAGGACAUCUUAUAGGUGCUCAAAUGGCAGCAGCACUUAUAUAUUAUGGAGUACGAUGGGAAAUUACAGUCAGCAUAUCUGCUAUAUUUAUGAUAAUUGUUGGGCUAUUAUUCUGGUUUUUUGGAAAAGAUAAGCCAGAUAGCUCAGUAACCGAAAUGCUUUUAAUAAAAAAGCAAUCAGAAAGCAGGUUUUCGACUGAUAAAAAAGGGAUUAGCUUUUGGAAAGCAUGGCUUCUCCCAGGGGUCAUUAAUUAUUCCCUAUGCUAUGCCUGUGUGAAAACCUUAAAUUAUGCAAUUUUAAUGUGGCUUCCUUAUUAUUUAUUUGAUUCUUAUGAUAUGAAUAGUGAAUAUGUAGGGAUUAUGGCAAAUAUUUAUGACAUAGCCAGCUUGAUAGGUGCUUUUGGAUUUGGCUGGGUGACAGAUAAACUGGGAUCAAGAGGGCCAACACUCUUUUUAAUUAUGUUUCUUACGAUUCCGACCAUUUGGUGCUUUUACGCAGUUCCUUAUGAUGCUUGAUGGCUGUUUUUCAUAUUAUCCUUUAUAUUAGGAGCUUUUGCAGGAACUGCAGGACAUUUGAUAACAAGUGCAGUGGCUAUUGAUAUUGGGAAGCAUGAAGAUCUCGAUAAAAGUGAAGAAGCACUAUCAACUGUGGCGGGGAUUAUUGAUGGGACUGGAGGAUUAGGAGCAGCAGCUGGACAGAUACUUAUUGGGUACUUGGCCAGUAUUGAUUGGAUGUAUUCAUUCAUAUUUAUGGUCAUUACAUCAAUCCUUUCAGCAAUUCUGCUGAUGCCGAUUGCGUAUAAAGAUUUAGUGCAUAAAAAUCAAAGUGAUGGAAAUGAUAAAACGGAUAUUAAAUUGGAGUAA
Molecule: messenger RNA, 1317 nt
Organism: Blepharisma stoltei
Lineage: Eukaryota; Ciliophora; Heterotrichea; Heterotrichida; Blepharismidae
Source: the annotation of a GenBank genome assembly